Messenger RNA from Chrysochloris asiatica (Cape golden mole), 1025 nucleotides. RefSeq names its product proteasome (prosome, macropain) subunit, beta type, 5 (gene PSMB5). Bases 15 to 806 code for a protein of 263 amino acids. The record is from RefSeq and is a predicted model, not a curated record. Gene Ontology annotation, cellular component: proteasome core complex. The transcript has 3 exons. Lineage: Eukaryota; Metazoa; Chordata; Mammalia; Afrosoricida; Chrysochloridae. Gene Ontology annotation, molecular function: threonine-type endopeptidase activity.
UGCCCUCACUAGACAUGGCGCUGGCUAGCGUGUUGCAGAGGCCGUUACCGGUGAACCAACGCGGGUUUUUCGGACUCGGGGGUCGCGCGGAUCUGCUGGACUUGGGUCCAGGGAGUUCCAGUGAUGAACUGCAUCUGGCAGCGCCUAAAUGGGGUGUCCCAGAGGAGCCAGGAAUCGAAAUGCUUCAUGGAACCACCACCCUGGCCUUCAAGUUUCGCCAUGGAGUCAUCGUUGCAGUGGACUCGCGGGCCACGGCCGGUGCCUACAUUGCCUCCCAAACGGUGAAGAAAGUGAUCGAGAUCAACCCUUACCUGCUGGGCACCAUGGCUGGUGGUGCAGCAGAUUGUAGCUUCUGGGAGAGGCUGUUGGCUCGGCAGUGUCGCAUCUAUGAACUUCGAAACAAGGAACGCAUCUCUGUAGCAGCAGCCUCCAAGCUGCUAGCCAACAUGGUGUAUCAGUACAAAGGCAUGGGACUGUCAAUGGGCACCAUGAUCUGUGGCUGGGAUAAGAGAGGCCCUGGCCUCUACUAUGUCGACAGUGAAGGGAACCGGAUCUCGGGGGCCACCUUCUCUGUAGGUUCUGGCUCUGUGUAUGCCUAUGGGGUCAUGGAUAGGGGCUACUCCUAUGACCUAGAAGUGGAACAAGCCUAUGACCUAGCCCGACGUGCCAUCUACCAAGCCACCUACAGAGAUGCCUACUCAGGAGGUGUGGUUAACCUCUACCAUGUCCGAGAGGAUGGCUGGAUCCGAGUGUCCAGUGACAAUGUAGCUGAGCUACAUGAUAAGUAUAGUGGAUCUGCUCCCUGAAGGAAGGUGGCUGUGGCUGUUUGCAUUUCUUGGGGUGACUGUCAUUGGUAAUAAGAGCACAACACCCCAUCCUGUAGUGGAGACGGUCCCUAAUUGUAUUGGUCCUUUUUUUGUCUAAUAGCUCAUGUGCAUUGGCCUUUAUGUGUUACCAGUUGUAAAUGAGCAACUGCAGAGGAAGCUAUUUGUUUUACUUUCUUGGCUGUUAACAUUACACUACUC